GAGCCACAACCAUACACGUGCGGGAAACGUUUGGAUUGGCAGCAUCAAGAAGGGCUAACGCAGUCAACAGCGCUACAAAGUACAGCGAGAAAGAAAUCAUAUUGUCUUUUGUUGCCGUUUUACAGCCAAGUCAAAGGCAAAAAGUCCUCCGUGAAGCAUUUCGCCGAGAGGGCCGGAAUACGAGAAAAUAAGUCACAAUGACUGAACCAGCAGUGAACCCAAAGGCCUACCCGCUGGCCGACGCCACGCUGACCAAAACCAUCCUGGACCUGGUGCAGCAAGCGUCCAACUACAAGCAGCUGAGGAAGGGGGCCAAUGAGGCUACAAAAACCCUGAACAGAGGCAUCGCUGAGUUUAUUGUGAUGGCUGCAGAUGCUGAACCACUGGAGAUCAUCCUGCACUUGCCCCUGCUCUGUGAAGACAAAAAUGUCCCCUAUGUGUUCGUUCGCUCCAAGCAGGCUCUGGGUCGGGCCUGUGGGGUGUCGCGCCCGGUCAUUGCUACCUCAGUCACGAUAAAGGAGGGCUCUCAGCUCAAGCCACAAAUUCAGUCUGUUCAGACAGCCAUUGAGAGACUGCUGGUAUGAUUUUUGUUACACUUUUGUAACAAAAUCUUUAAAGGAUGGAUGGAUCCCUGAUUUGAGUAUUUUAUGUUUUAGAAUGCUAUCAGUAACAAAUUUACUUUUCUUCCCCUCUGGAUACUGUUUUCUCUUGGUAUACUUUUUACAGAGCCAUCCCCUGUUAAUAAACAUGUUUUUUUAAUUAAA
Molecule: messenger RNA, 764 nt
Organism: Cololabis saira (Pacific saury)
Lineage: Eukaryota; Metazoa; Chordata; Actinopteri; Beloniformes; Belonidae
Gene: snu13b
Product: SNU13 homolog, small nuclear ribonucleoprotein b (U4/U6.U5)
Exons: 3
Coding region: 198-584 (128 amino acids)
Biological process (GO): mRNA splicing, via spliceosome; ribosome biogenesis; maturation of SSU-rRNA
Cellular component (GO): precatalytic spliceosome; nucleolus; U4/U6 x U5 tri-snRNP complex
Molecular function (GO): RNA binding
Source: RefSeq, a predicted model, not a curated record